AUGGACACCAACCAUAGUGACAAAUCAAUGUAUCUUCGCGUCGUCGAUUUUAGUCCAUUACCAAAGCGAAUGCUAGCACCCAUCGAGGGCUAUGAAAACAUGCCACUUGUAUCAAUUGAAGACGCAGUAAAACCUCUGGUUAGCAUCGUACCAAGAGUCGAACGUAAUGUAUACAUCGUCAAGCAGAACUGUAAAAGCCCAGCAGAUGGCUUAACAACUGAUGAAUCUGCUUCGAUUAUGCUGUAUACGUACGAAUCGAUGCCACAUGAAAACUCACUUUAUGUCAUUCUCAACGAAACAUUACGUUCGGAAGAAAGACAGAAACUGAUUCCUUGGUUUUCCUAUUUACGACUUGUAUUAACAGCAGUGGCUCGUCUACCGUCCGACCGACAUUUUAUCAAUCGAGGAGUUCGAAAAGACUUACGUGCAGAAUAUCCAACAGGGAGCACUUUUAUUUGGUGGGCAUUUUCAUCUUGUACGUCGUCUGUCGCGGUGCUAGAAGCUGACAUGUUUUUAGGCAAAGCUGGAACCCGUACUUUGUUUCAAAUCGAUUGUCAUACUGGAAAGAAUAUUAAAAAUCAUUCAUUUUUGUCUAAGGAAGAUGAAAUUCUCUUGCUUCCUGGUAGACAAUUUCAAGUUAAAUCAUGUCUCGAUUCUGGCAACGGACUCCAUAUAAUACAAAUUAAAGAAAUAGAUCCACCGUACCCAUUACUUGAACCCGUUCUCGUACCAAGUCUAAUAGAACCUGCCAAGAAGAAUGCUAAUGUUGAGUCUCAAGCAACAGACAAGGAAACCCAGCCAGCAAUGCCACGUGAAUCAGGCACAGUAUCAUCCAACGUGCCAACUAUUCCUAAGAUACCUUCAGGUAAUGAUUCAUUAUGA
Rotaria sp. Silwood2 is the source of this 882-nucleotide messenger RNA. The record is from the annotation of a GenBank genome assembly. NCBI's taxonomy places the organism in Eukaryota, Metazoa, Rotifera, Eurotatoria, Philodinida, Philodinidae.